This is a messenger RNA of Beta vulgaris subsp. vulgaris (sugar beet), 3368 nucleotides long. RefSeq names its product protein MICRORCHIDIA 2. The record is from RefSeq and is a predicted model, not a curated record. Lineage: Eukaryota; Viridiplantae; Streptophyta; Magnoliopsida; Caryophyllales; Amaranthaceae. The transcript is spliced from 16 exons. Gene Ontology annotation, cellular component: nucleus. The coding region runs from base 243 to 1937 and encodes 564 amino acids. Gene Ontology annotation, molecular function: ATP hydrolysis activity.
GAAAUAACAAAAAAGGCAAGGACGCAAGGUACAUAUGAGCUCAUCACAAGAACUUUUGUGUAAUUCUGGGCAAUUUUUUUUUGAGCAUUUUAGGGAUUUCGCGAAAACUAAAAGAAGCGAUCAUCUGUUCAUUCGCAUUUCUCCGUGCUCCAAUACUUGCGUCCUCCAUACUUCUCUCGUGAAAUAAAAUUUGAAGCCCUAGAAAAAAACUCUUAACUGAAUUUACACUGUAAAAACCAAAAAUGGCACCUCCACCUGCUAACAAUCACCUCAAUGUCGUCGAAAUUCUGAGUGACGACGAAGAAAUCGCCGCACCUGAGCCAAGUAGCAAAACCCCCGCUCUUCCACAAUCUUCUACAGUUAACUCUGUGGAUCCCGAAUUCUCGAAGCAAAAGCUUGAUUGUCGAAGUUUCUGGAAAGCAGGUUCUUAUGAAAUUGGUCCAUCAUCUUUUGUUCCUGCACAUGGUGAAUUGGAGCAUGCACGUGUUCACCCCAAAUUUCUUCACUCCAAUGCUACCUCUCAUAAGUGGGCUUUUGGUGCGAUCGCUGAGCUCUUAGACAAUGCUGUUGAUGAGAUACACAAUGGCGCUACAUUUGUGAAGGUUGAUAAAAUCGUUAAUGUGAAGGAUCAUUCUCCUGCACUACUUUUCCAAGAUGAUGGUGGUGGAAUGGAUCCAGAGGGCAUAAGGAAAUGUAUGAGCUUGGGUUACUCGUCGAAGAAAUCAAAUACUACAAUUGGACAAUAUGGCAACGGUUUUAAGACAAGUACCAUGCGACUGGGUGCUGAUGUGAUUGUUUUAAGUCGUUCGACUCAUUCAGGGCGAGCUACACAAAGUGUUGGUCUACUGUCUUAUACUUUUUUACGGCUGACAGGGCAAGAUGACGUCAUUGUCCCUAUGGUUGAUUUUGACAUAUCUAACCAUUGGGCAGAGCCAAUAAUCUAUAGCUCGAAAGAUGACUGGACAGCAAACUUGAAUAAUAUCCUUGAAUGGUCUCCCUUUGCUACAAAGGAGGAUCUUAUGAUGCAGUUUGAAGAUAUUGGACCUCAUGGAACAAAGGUUAUAGUAUACAACCUUUGGCUGAAUGAUGAAGGCAUAUAUGAACUGAGUUUUGAUGACGACGAUGAGGACAUAAAGCUAAGGGAUGAAGCUAGUCGAGUAAGUGGGUUGAAAGUAAAUAAACGAACUCUUGAUUUGCAAUCACACAUCUCAUAUCGCCUUCGAUAUUCGUUGCGGGCAUAUUCUUCCGUUUUGUACCUAAGAAAGUUCAAGAACUUCAAGAUCUUGUUGAGGGGGAAACCUGUCGAACAAUUUAAUAUCGCAGAUGAGCUCCAAUACAAACAAGUGGUGACCUACAAGCCGCAGCUUGCUGCAUCAUCUAAAGAGGUCUUAGUCAAAACGACUAUUGGGUUCAUAAAAGAAGCUCCAGAUCUUAAUGUCUCUGGGUUCAAUGUAUACCAUAAAAAUCGCCUCAUAAGGCCUUUCUGGAAGGUCUCACGUGAUGGUAGUUCUGUGGGGAAUGGAGUUGUUGGUGUCCUUGAAGCAAAUUUUAUAGAACCAGCACAUGACAAGCAGGAUUUUGAGAGGUCGUCACUGUUUAUCCGGCUAGAAUCAAGGAUGAAGCAAAUGGUUUAUGAUUACUGGAAGAACCACUGUCAUUUUGUUGGAUUCCAGCGGCGUGAUAUUCCUCCUGCGGGACCUCCAGCUAAGAUAAAAAAGUUAUCUCAUGCUGAUGACCAACUUGUUGGCCUUCCAGCGACUGGAGUUCAGGAGAGGUCAACUCCUAAUAGGCCCCUUGUUGGUCUUUCUGCUGGAUCCAGAAGAAAUUAUCAGGAGGAUACAUCUGCUGAGCAGUCCAUAGUUGAGCUCUCGACUCAUAGGCCAAACUUGAUAGACCUGAGAUGCAUCUGGAAAGGUUUUAAGCUUGAGCUCAGUUAGUAUGAGAAUGCUAAAUCUGCACAUUCUAGGUGUGGUGAUCUUGAGCUCUAUGAGCAUGAGAAAGUUGAACUUCACUUCAGAUAAGUUUGCAAGUGUUGGUACUGCUACUGCUCAGCUUGGCUGGCUUUUCUAACUUUGUUUGUUUCCAUGUGUAUAUGGACUAUGUUCCAGUUAUAUGAUUGUUUUUACUUUAGCGCUUAGAUCUAUUAUUUCUUGUGUUUUCAAUUAGCAUGAUUUGACCCUUAAAUCCAAUAGUAUGCAAUGUUAGUUUGUAAAGUUAGCGUUUUGGGAGUUCUAGAAGCUUGUAGCUUUGAUCCUGCGAUUCCCAAUCAAUCACUCUAGAGUAAUACAAAGGUUCUUUCAUGGAGAUCCCCAAUAAUCUCCACUUUUCCUCAAUGUGGUAAUCUUUUUAGUCAAAAAGUUGAGAAAUUAUUUCUAUCAGAAAAAUAAAAUCUAUAUAUAUUACCUCUACAAGAUGUCCUCGAAUAAUAAUGAUCAUGUGGCUGGUUGUUGAAGCUAUUGAGGCUUGUUCGAGAUAUGGGCAUGAAUAUGGUCGAUAGUUUAUGUCAGACACAUCAUCUAAGAGCCAUAUGAGUAUAAUAGUUCUGGCAUUUUACUAGAACUGAACACUUUACUUUGAGAUGAAUGAGAAAAUGUGCAUUAUUGUGAUAGUUUGCUGGAGCUUUGGAUUGGAUUGGAUUGGAUUACAUGAUCAUAUAUAGUUAGUUAUCAAUAUGUACCAGUACCAGUGCCAAUACUCAAAUCUGGAGAAAUCCUGAUGCAGGUCUUAAGCCUCCUUUGCUCUACUUAUAUUGACCAUGAGGAAUAUUAGUAUUUGUGAAGUCACUUUUCAAGAUUAUUGAGGGCUUUGGUUUUGAUAUUAUUUUCCUUAGAUUGUGUUUUUCCACCAUCAUAUUUGGCUCUUGGGAGGAGCUUUUUUUUUUUUUUGAAGCAGGGGGAAGGGGACUUGCCUAAACAUCUACAUAUUGGAGUUGUCUUAAUUAACACACCCAAGAUCUUGUUUCCACACAUUGAAAUUGGGAUUAGUUGGUUGAUUUAAGGGAUGAUAAGUACUUUAUGGUUUCAGAUUUAUGGGGAUAAGGAAAUUUGGUUGGCUAGGAUGGUCUUUGUACAAAAAUUACGCUGAAAGAUUAAAGAGAGGAUCAGAGAUGAGAGACACAUGUUGCCAGGAAGGGCCUUGUACACAUUGUACAUUUGUGCUGAUAGGGUAAUGAGAGCAUUAGUGAUGAUAGAUGAGGGAAAGAUGAUUGUAUUGUUUUGAAUUGAAAUAGUCAAUCCCUCUAUUUGGAGUCUGUUUGGGCCUGUACAUUGUACAACAUACAUUUACUUCGUUGUUAUUUGGAGUUUGUUUUGGAAAGCUUUGACAAGGUCUAGUAUAACCUUUGAGUGGUCCAAGUGUAUUUACAUAAU